Molecule: messenger RNA, 2146 nt
Organism: Syngnathoides biaculeatus (alligator pipefish)
Lineage: Eukaryota; Metazoa; Chordata; Actinopteri; Syngnathiformes; Syngnathidae
Gene: irf2bp2a
Product: interferon regulatory factor 2 binding protein 2a
Exons: 2
Coding region: 228-1760 (510 amino acids)
Biological process (GO): regulation of transcription by RNA polymerase II
Cellular component (GO): nucleus
Molecular function (GO): transcription corepressor activity
Source: RefSeq, a predicted model, not a curated record
GCGCUAGAUAGACGAGCGCCCGACUAAAGGACACACCGAAAUGAACUUCUCCCUGCGAAUGUCCGCCGCCGCCGCCACCGUCACUCGCUAAGCCGGGGAAGGAGGACUUUUGGGCUUCUUUCGGGGGCGCACGGAACUUGCUUUUCAGCCGCUUUCCAAGGGGAGGGGGAAAAAGAGAGGAACACGCUCAUUUUGGCUUUGUUUUCAGGGGGUCGACGACGAGCGCCAUGUCGUCCGCGGCGGUCGCUGCUUCUUCCAGGAGGCAGUCGUGUUACUUGUGCGACCUGCCCCGCAUGCCCUGGGCCAUGAUUUGGGAUUUUACCGAACCCGUGUGCAGGGGAUGCGUCAACUACGAGGGCGCGGACCGCAUCGAGUUCGUCAUCGAGACCGCUCGCCAGCUGAAGCGGGCUCACGGCUUCCAGGAGGGCAGAUCUCCCGGGCCCGUCAAGUCGCAGCUCACCGGGAAGGAGAUCCAGGCGAUCAACCACGCCGCGGCGGGGGAGACCGGCUCGCGGCCGCCGCAGCCGCUGGAUCGCUACCCGCUGUCGUCCGAGCGCCCCCCGAGGCUGGGCUCCGAAUACCAGUCCGGACGGCAGGCCAACGGCAUCCCCGUGCCCAAUGGAUAUCCUAAGCCCGACGAGCCGCCGGAGCUGAACCGCCAGAGUCCCAACCCGCGCCGGAAUAGCGCGGUGCCCCCGAACCUCGUGCCUUUGGUGAACGGCAGCAUGGCGCCCGUGCACGCCGUCAACGGCAGACCGGGCCAGAUGGGGCUGCCCUCCGCCGAGCUGGGCAAGAGACCCGCCUCGGUGUCCGGCGGCGAGCACGACCGCGACGGCAAGGACAAGCACAGGGCGGACAGUCUGACGCCGGAGAUCUCGGAGGGCCACAAAGGCCGAGCGGAGCCCGACUGGAUGGGCAAGGGCAAGACGGUGCGGGACCUGAUGGCCCUGCACACCUUCGACAGCCGCUUCAAGAAGGACCACGCGGCCAUGCAACAAAGGGUGAUGGGCUACGACGGCAGCGCCUCGGCUUCCAAGUCAGACAGAGGAAAGCACCCCCGCAACAUGAAGAGAAAAGCCUCACCUGAACCGGAGGGCGAGGCCACGGCAGCCAAGCUCAACGGAGAAGCGCAGCAGUGGUUACCGCCGCCUUCCGAGGGACUGAAAAUGCCGCCGGUCCCCCCUCCGAGCUUCGCCUCCCCCCCUUCCACGAUAUCCCCGCACUCGCGCACCACCCCGCCGGAGGCAGCCCAGAACGGCCAGUCGCCCAUGGCGGCGCUCAUCAUGGCGGCAGACAACGCGGGCGGGAACAGCUCUCCCAAGGACGCCAACCAGGUCCACUCCACCACCCGCAGGAACAGCAGCAGUCCCCUGUCGCCUUCCUCCAUGAGUCAGAGGAGGCUGGCGCAGAGAGAUGCCUCAGGCGCAGGUACCCCCCACGUGCCGGGCAUGGACCAAGUGCACCCCCAAAGCAUUCCGGACUCCUCGGUACCGGGCAGCAUACCCUUGUGCUGCACGCUGUGCCACGAGCGCUUAGAGGACACGCACUUUGUUCAGUGCCCGUCUGUGCCCUCUCACAAGUUCUGCUUCCCCUGCUCGAGGGAGAGUAUAAAGCAGCAAGGCGCCACGGGCGAAGUGUACUGUCCGAGUGGGGAGAAGUGUCCACUGGUGGGCUCAAACGUACCGUGGGCUUUCAUGCAGGGGGAAAUCGCCACCAUCCUGGCGGGAGACGUCAAAGUAAAAAAGGAGAGGGACCCUUGAUUUGGUUCCGAGCAGAAAAAAAACGAGUAUAAAUAUAUAAAUAUCACUUACGUACCAUUCAGACAAAACUAACAGACUUGUACAUAUUGGACCCAAGGGAAGAGUAUACUUCGUAAACAUGGUUGUAUAAUUUUUGAUUUUUGAAUACAUUGUGUUUCUAUAUUUUUGAAGAUAAAGGUAUGUACUCAUUAUAAUGGACUACGUUCCUCUUUGUUGAUGUUUAACAAAAUUCUCGAUGUACUUCUAGGUCUGGUGGCAGUUCCUGUUUAACGUAGAAUGUGACUAAUGCUACUCUACGAGCACUUGGCAAAACUGAAAUGCUUUUAGCUGUACUUGUAUGCACUUGUUUAAAUAUUGCCAAAUACAAUUUCUUGAUCUUGUAUGAA